AUGAUUACUUAUUUUUACAUUUAUAGAAAUAUUAAUUAUUUUAUACGAAAUUUUACAUUUAUUAUAAUACAAAUUUAACUACUUCCUUUCAGCAAUUUUCAUAUAAGUUCUUAAUCGGUGUGCAGUUAUCACUUCAAUCCGUUUCACUUACGUUUAAACAUAAAGACUCUAUAGCAUCAGUUAGUUACCCUACAAUUUCAGACGUUCUCUCUUAAUAAUCGAUUAUCGAAGUACUGAAAAAGAUGCAUACACGCAACUUGAGCUUGCGCUCAACGACCUUGCGCUCAAUCUUACUGAGCUAUUGGAAACAGUUGUAUUCAAACUAUCAACGAACAUGCAUCUCAUGCCAAAUGAAAGUGAUUGUAGAGCGCGAAAUCUAAAAUGCAAAGAAGACAUCGCUUAUGUAACCAAACAUAGUAAAUGGAUUUUGAAAUCCAUCGGCAUUUGGCCAUCGGUUGUUAAAGACGUCUCAAGAUUUCUACCAAAAAUCGUGUUUGGAUUAUGUAACUUUGUUCUAUUUUUCGCUAUUAUACCAUGCAUCUUGUACAUCGUAAUCGAAGAAAAUGAUACCAUGAUAAGAUUUAAAUUAUUCGGUUUACUGAGUUUCUCUUUAGUUGCGUUGAUAAAAUACUGGACACUUUUGUACCGCAAAUCAAGAAUCAAGAACUGCGUCGAACAAAUAUGGAUUGAUUGGGAACAGGUAGAAUUAUAUGAGGAUCGCGAAAUGAUGCUCAAAUAUGGACAAAUGGGUAGAAAUUUAAUAAUAAUUUGUGCUAUGUUCACAUACACGGGUGGCACUAUCUUUCAUACGAUCUUACAAUAUAAGAUCGGUACGUUUAUCGAUGAAUAUAAUCGCACGAUCAAACCAGUGAUCUAUCCCACGUACAACGGUCUAUUUAAUGUACAAAGAAGCCCCAUUUAUGAAUUUGUGUACAUUCUUCAUUGCAUGUGUGGAUACGUUAUGCAUUCUGUAACUGCUGGUGUUUGUGGAUUAAUUGCACUUUUCGUAACACAUGCUUGUGGACAAAUUGAUAUCGUUAUAGCUCGAUUAAAUGAUCUUAUACAUGACAAAUGUACGAAAGAAAAAAUUAAUUUGAACACACGAUUUAUAAAUAUUAUUGAACAUCAUUUGCGAAUAUUAAGAUUUUCAGCAACAAUACAGAUGAUUUUGCAAGAAUUAUGCUUUCUAGAAUGUAUUGGAUCCACCUUUUUGAUAUGUCUGCUCGAAUAUUAUUGUAUAACGGAUUGGGAAUUAAAUAAUACCAUCAGUCUUACAACAUAUAUAAUAUUAUUAAUAUCUCUAAUAUUUAAUAUAUUUAUAUUAUGCUAUAUUGGUGAACUUCUAAUGGAAAAGAGUAGCAAUAUUGGAUUAUCCUGUUUUAUGAUUGAUUGGUAUUAUUUACCAUCCAAAACAAUUCGGGGACUCAUCUUAAUGAUCGCCAUUUCGAGUAAUCCAACUAAAAUAAGUGCCGGUGGAAUAGUUGAUUUAUCUUUGUCAACUUUUGCAAAUACGUCCAGUUCUCUCUUAAUAAUCGAUUAUCGAAGUACUGAAAAAGAUGCACACACGCAACAUCGUUAUAAGGAAGAUAUCGCUUAUGUAACCAAACACAACAAGUGGAUUUUGAAAUCUAUCGGUAUUUGGCCAAUAUUUCUAAAGAAUGUCGCAAAAUUUCUACCGAAAAUCAUAAUUGGAAUUAGUAAUUUUGUCCUACUUUUCGCCAUUAUACCAUGCAUCUUGUAUAUCAUGUUCGAAGAGAAGAAUAACGUGAUAAAAUUAAAAUUAUGCGGUUUAUUGAUAUUCUGCUCGAUUGCGUUGAUGAAGCACUGGGCGCUCGCCUAUCGCAAACCAAAAAUUAAGAAUUGCAUCGAACAGAUAGAGAAUGAUUGGGAACAGGUAGAAUUAUAUGAGGAUCGCGAAAUGAUGCUAAAAUACGGGCAAGUGGGUAGAAAUUUGACAAUAAUUUGUGCCGUUUUUAUGUAUACCGGUGGCAUUAUUUAUCACACAAUUUUACAAUACAAAAUCGGUACGUUUAUUGAUGAAUAUAAUCGCACGAUCAAGCCGGUAAUUUAUCCCACAUAUAGCGGCCUAUUUAAUGUUCAAAGAAGCCCUAUUUAUGAAUUAAUAUAUUUUCUUCAUUGCACAUGUGGAUACAUCAUGUAUUCCAUAACUGCUGGUGCUUGUGGAUUAGCCGCACUUUUCGCAACACAUGCUUGUGGACAAAUUGAUAUUAUUAUAGCUCGAUUGAAUGAUCUUCUACACGGCAAAUAUGCCAAAGGAAAAUUUAACCUGAACGCACGAUUGAUAAAAAUUAUUGAACAUCACUUACAAAUUUUAAGAUUUUCAGCGACAGUACAAGUGAUACUGCAAGAAGUAUGCUUUCUAGAAUUUAUUGGUUCUAUCUUUUUGAUAUGUUUACUUGAAUAUUAUUGUAUAACGGAUUGGGAAUUAAGUAAUGCUAUUAGUCUUAUAACAUAUACAAUGUUAUUAAUAUCUCUAACAUUUAAUAUAUUCAUAUUAUGCUAUAUUGGUGAACGCCUAAUGGAAAAGAGUAGUAGUAUUGGUUUAUCCUGUUUUAUGAUCGAUUGGUUCCAAUUACCGACAAAAACAAUUCAUGAUCUUAUUUUAAUUAUUGCUAUGUCAAAUAAUCCAAUUAAAAUUAGUGCUGGAAAUAUAGUGGAUUUAUCUUUAUAUACUUUUGGAAGCGUUCUCAAAACAUCAUUAGCAUAUUUAAGUUUUCUUCGUACUACCAUUAUGUAAUACAUAUUUUAUAAU
This is a messenger RNA of Apis florea (little honeybee), 2773 nucleotides long. RefSeq names its product odorant receptor 4. The record is from RefSeq and is a predicted model, not a curated record. Gene Ontology annotation, cellular component: plasma membrane. Gene Ontology annotation, molecular function: olfactory receptor activity; odorant binding. Gene Ontology annotation, biological process: detection of chemical stimulus involved in sensory perception of smell; sensory perception of smell. Lineage: Eukaryota; Metazoa; Arthropoda; Insecta; Hymenoptera; Apidae.